Podarcis raffonei (Aeolian wall lizard) is the source of this 1260-nucleotide messenger RNA. Its product is annotated as zinc finger protein 501-like. Gene Ontology annotation, molecular function: DNA-binding transcription factor activity; RNA polymerase II cis-regulatory region sequence-specific DNA binding. The record is from RefSeq and is a predicted model, not a curated record. The transcript has 3 exons. The annotation marks the transcript as partial. Lineage: Eukaryota; Metazoa; Chordata; Lepidosauria; Squamata; Lacertidae. Gene Ontology annotation, biological process: regulation of transcription by RNA polymerase II.
AUGGAGCAGCAAGAUCUGCAACCUAAAGGCCUCAACAGCCUCGGCCCUGUACACCUGAAGGAGCAUCUCCCCCAAAAUCUCUCCGUCUGGACAGGCAGGUUACCAGAUGAUGCCAGCAAGACCUCCUCUUCCAUCUAUUCCUGGUGUGGAGGGAGAAGCAACGGCUGUGGAAGCAGCUCAGGUGGUGAUGAUUCGGAAAUAGAGAGAGAGGAUGCCCAUGACAGAAUCCGCACAGUGGAGAAGCCAUUGCCACUCUUGGAGUGUGGAGAGAGCUUCAGUCACAGUUCCCAUUCGACUACCCACCAAAGAAAUGCUAUUGGGAAGAAACCCUCUCAGUUCUCUGAAUGGGGGGGAAGUUUCUGUUGGAAUGAAAGCCUCACUUCACAGGAAAUAAUUCACACAGGGGAGGACCCACUAAAAUACUUGGAAUGUGGAAAGAGCUUCAGUACGAGUGCACAUUUCAUUUCACAUCAAAUAAUUCAUACAGGCAAGAAACCCUAUCAGUGCUUGGAAUGUAGGAAAAGCUUUAAUACAAGCAAAACCUUCCGUAAACACCAAAGAAUUCACAGGGGGGAGAAGCCAUUUCAAUGCCGAGAGUGUGGAAAGAGCUUCAGUCAGAGAACCCAUCUCACAGCCCAUCAAAUAAUUCAUACAGGUGAGAAACCCUAUCAGUGCUCGGAAUGUGGGCGGAGCUUCAAUCACAGGAGGACUCUCACGGCCCAUCAAAGGAUUCACAGUGGUGAGAAACCCUAUCAGUGCUCAGAAUGUGGGAAGAGUUUCACUGUGAGCUUCCAUCUCACUUCCCACCAAAGAAUUCAUACCGGGGAGAAACCAUAUCAAUGUGUGAAUUGUGGAAAGGGCUUCACCCAAAAGGUAAGUCUCACUUCCCAUCAAAGAAUUCACAGUGGUGAAAAACCUUAUCAAUGCAUGGAAUGUGGGAAGAGCUUCAGUCGGAAGCAAAGUCUCACUUCCCACCAAAGAAUUCACAGUGGUGAGAAACCCUAUCAGUGCUUGGAAUGUGGAAAGAACUUCAGUCUCAGGGCCCAUCUCACUACCCAUCAAAGCAUUCAUACCAGGAAGAAACCCUAUCGAUGCUUGGAUUGUGGAAAGAGUUUCCUACAGAGAGUUGAUCUCACUUCUCACCAAAGAAUUCACACAGGGGAGAAACCAUAUCAGUGCUUGGAAUGUGGGAAGAGCUUCACUGUGAGCGCUGGUCUUACUUCCCACCAAAAAAUUCAUAUUGGGGAGAAACCCUAUCGA